Molecule: messenger RNA, 666 nt
Organism: Entamoeba invadens IP1
Lineage: Eukaryota; Evosea; Mastigamoebida; Endamoebidae
Exons: 3
Coding region: 1-666 (221 amino acids)
Biological process (GO): chromosome segregation
Cellular component (GO): Ndc80 complex
Source: RefSeq, a predicted model, not a curated record
AUGAGCAUGACAACGAGUCGAAUAGAAGGACUUCCUGAAUGCUUGGAAGAGGACGAUGUUCACUUUUUGGAAUCAGUAACUAGCCGAUAUAAAGAACACAACGAAGAGAUGAGGAGUAGCAAAGAUAUCUUCCAAACGAAGAUCGAUACAUUUCCACAACGUACUGGUAUCAAUUUACAGCGAAAAGAAUAUGUUCCGCGGAAAACGAUGAUAGAGAAGACGGACGCAGAAUUGAGGCAACAGAUAGAAGACGAUUUGCGCUUGAAAAUUGAAUUUGAGGAGAAGAAGAUAGCGAUGUUGAAUGAGGAGAUGGGAUAUAUGCAAACUCAGAUAGGGGUAUAUGAGAAAGAAAUAGAAAAGAAAAGUAUGAUAAUAGAAAAUGAAGAACGGAAGAAAGAAGAGAACACCAACUUGUUAGGACAAUUUGGGAUAGAAAUUGAAGUGACCUGUGAGAAGAACACGACCCUCUUAAAAGUGUCAUUUGACAAGUUGGGAGAUAUCCCACAAGGCCAAAUAGAAUUGAAGAUUAUAAGUGGCAUAUUUAUAGUGAAUAAAUGUUCUCCAAAGGUUCUGGACAUCGAGAGAUACUUGUCGAAGUUGUAUCAACACCACAACUUCUUGAAGUUUUUACUUCAAGUGCGGUAUGCCUUUCCAAAGACUAAUUGA